This is a messenger RNA of Musa acuminata AAA Group (dessert banana), 1271 nucleotides long. Its product is annotated as zinc transporter 8-like. Bases 113 to 1144 code for a protein of 343 amino acids. The transcript has 3 exons. The record is from RefSeq and is a predicted model, not a curated record. Gene Ontology annotation, molecular function: zinc ion transmembrane transporter activity. Gene Ontology annotation, cellular component: plasma membrane. Gene Ontology annotation, biological process: zinc ion transmembrane transport. Lineage: Eukaryota; Viridiplantae; Streptophyta; Magnoliopsida; Zingiberales; Musaceae.
CUAGUAUAUAAAGAUAUCUCAAUCCCUCGAGGCACUCACCCGCAUCAUCCCAAACUAGGUUUUCGUCUCUCGCGGCACUCCAUUCCAAAAGCUUCCUCGGAGUUCUGACAUCAUGAGGAGCGCCUUAUUGUUCUUCCUUGCUGCCCUUCUCCUCCUUCCUCUCGUUGUUCACGGAGACUGCGACUGCUCAGCGGAUGAGGAAGCCCGCGACAAGAAGGCGGCCCGCCCGUUGAAGAUCGUAGCAAUAUUUUCCAUCCUUGUCUGCGGCAGCAUUGGCGUCUGCAUUCCCAUCCUAGGCAAAUGGAUACCGGCUCUUGACCCCGAUAGGGAUGCCUUCUUCGUCAUCAAGUCAUUCGCUGCCGGCGUCAUUCUCGCCACCGCCUUCGUCCACAUCCUACCUGAUUCCUUCGACAGUCUUACCUCCUCAUGUCUCCAUCCCGACCCUUGGCAUAACUUUCCCUUCGCGGGGUUCGGAGCGAUGAUCGCCGCGAUAGGGACGUUGAUGAUCGAUACUCUGGCCACCGGAUACUUUAGCCGCCCCCACAACGCCGUGAGCGACGAGACGAAGACUGACAUAGAGAUCAGGCCCGACGUCGUGCAUGAAGAGAAUAUUCAUGUACAUACUCAUGCCCACGCUCAUGGACAUCCUUCGUCGCCUCAGCUAAUUCGCCAUCGAGUCAUCUCACAGGUUUUGGAGCUCGGCAUCGUCGUUCAUUCUGUCAUAAUCGGGAUUGCUUUGGGCGCAUCGGAGACUCCAUCUACGAUAAAGCCUCUUGUAGUCGCUCUCAGUUUUCAUCAGUUCUUUGAGGGCGUAGGACUUGGAGGAUGUUUGGUUCAGGCAAAACUCAAACCGAGGACAGCAGUAACGAUGGGGCUCUUCUUUUCACUCACAACACCGGUUGGGGUAGCAGUAGGUGCGGGAUUAUCAUCUGCCUACGAUGAAAAUAGUCCUAGAGCUCUCAUCGUCGAAGGUCUUCUUAAUUCUGCCUCGGCUGGGAUCUUGAUUUACAUGUCACUUGUCGAUCUCCUGGCCGAAGAUUUUAUGAACCCAAGAGUGCAAAGUAAAGGGAGAUUACAAGCUGGGAUGAAUAUUUCUCUCCUUACAGGAGCAGGACUCAUGUCUCUCCUUGCGAAGUGGGCUUAAACAUAUUUGUACUUUCGUGAAUGAACUCUUUUUCAGCAAUUUGCGUACAAUAAAAUGUAAGCGUUCACCUACAUACGUCCUUGAGUUGUGUAUUUGGGAUUUGUUCUUGAAAAUGUACCGUGCUUGA